Molecule: messenger RNA, 2517 nt
Organism: Trichobilharzia regenti
Lineage: Eukaryota; Metazoa; Platyhelminthes; Trematoda; Strigeidida; Schistosomatidae
Source: the annotation of a GenBank genome assembly
AUGAAAAAUUGUGAUUUGGCAAUAUUUUCACAAAAUAUUGACCAUUUUCCAAAACUAACUGAUAAUGUAAAUGUCAGCCUGUUAUCUGAUAACAUUCACGCUUCUCAAAGAGCGGCUAUUUCAAAUUGUGAAUGGGGACUAAUUUCUAGUGAUCUUGAUUGUGCAUUCACACCUGUUGGAUGUAUCGAAGAAUUACAAAAGAGCAUUACAACUGCUGUCGACCGUUAUCUAAAUCAAGACUGUAAUAUUCAAGUGUAUUUGAAGCGAUUAAAUAAUGUUGUUCACUUACAACUUCCAAUCGUCAAUCGACAGCAACACUGUCAACAUUUACUUUCAACAUUUAAUAAUGAAAUGGAAAGCGUAAUUACACUGUAUAAUGAAAACUGUUAUUCAGCAGAUAUUCCACGAGACAGUCCCUGUUUUGCGGGUCGUAUUUACUGGGCACGUAACCACUACCUUCGUCUUUCAGAACUAAUGUCUGAAGUCUCCGGUUAUGUUAAUAUGAUGGGGUGUGAAAAUUAUGUUCACAAAUUGACCCGGAAAUAUAACAAAGUUCUUGAAACUCUGGUUACUUAUGAAAUAUCGGUGUACAGAAGCUGGGUUAAUGAAAUUCAAAAUGAUCUGCAAAUUUUGAAUGUUCCAGUCAUGACGAUGGUUAAACACAAUGAAGAGAUUCAUGAAUGCAUCAACUUGGAUUUCAGAAUAAAAUCUCUAUUUCGUGAAGUUGUAUGUAUGAAUCGAUUACAUUUACCUAUCCCUCAGUUAGCCUGUGACAUUUACAGGAAAUCAAAAUCUAUAAAAACUAGAUAUGACAAACUAAAAUGUAUACUGUCACGUGUCAGUGAUAUCAUCAAACGUAUUUCUCCUGAAGUAGAGAUGCUUUUGGCUGUAAAAUUGUAUAAAUUUUAUCAAAUUUAUUAUGAAGGAUUUUAUCAGCAUAACUGGCUUAGCUUAACGACAGACAAGUGGAUUGAGGUGAUUGAAGAACACAUUUCAUCAGUGGACUACACGAUAACUCAAAGUGAACAUAUAAAAAAUCAGAUUAAUUUGAAUCUGAAUACAAUUGCAAAAAGUUUGAAGUUAAAUUUCUACAAAUGUGCAAACAGAAAGCAAGAAUCAUGUCAUUUAUUCUCUUUACAUAACAGUAAUCCAGCAUUCAUGCCUGCUUCUUGCAUAACAGUUUCAUCUUCAGUGCAGUGUAACAGUGAAAGUGUUGAGAGAGGUUGGGAAAGCUCAGUUUGGUCGCUGAAUGAGUUGUUGCAUACUGUACACCUCAUCUGCACAAAACAAGCAAAUAUAAUGCAGAAUAUGUCAGAAACAAUUAAGUUAUCAGUUCACGACUAUAUUCAAGUGUUAACAACAGAUUUUUUUCAGUACUUAAAUAAUGAAUACUUCAAAGUUGUGCAAAACGAUAGAUCAAGAAAUGCUGGUGAAUCCAUUAAAGAAAAGCGUGAAGCGAAUUCCUUAGAAUUUAAUGCAAAGGUAAAUACUGCUGAAGAAAGCGUGGAGCUGAUCUGCCGAACUCAGACAGCAAUAAAUGAAAUUAUCAGGUUAUAUACUGACAAAACAAAAGAUGCUAUUAUCACAUCGGUUCGUGUGGCGUUAAUGGAGUUAUGGAAAUAUUUUAAUACGAGUGAAGUUUGCAGCUUGUUGACAACCUUCUCCAGUGGACAAAAUAUCGAUAUUCGUAAUUCACAACCUAGACCGAUUGUGAAAUGUGACAUCCUUCUUUCUAACAGUAAGCUUGUUUUAAGUCCCACUUUGGAAGAGAUACAAGCUGCCAUUAGAAUACUGGUAAAUUGUAUUUUAAAGUGUACAAAGUCAAUUAAGAAAUGGACUUAUUCACAGACGACAGUGUGCAAAUUAAAUAAUGCUCAAAGUAUGUUUGACGAAUUAUUGCACGGAUGCCCAGUCAAUUCGUACUUCCAUGAUAGCAUAUCUGAAUCGAAAAGUUGGUAUCAAGACGUCAAGCAUGAUGGAGAAAUUUAUCGAUUGAAAGCGCUUUUGUCAUCAUGGCGUUAUACUAUGAAAAUGGUUUCAUUUUUACCUGAAGGCGGUAUUAAAGAAUUAAGAAGCAUAACGGAACCUAUGGAAGAGUACUCCUGUCUCUGGACAGUUAAGCCAACGGAUAACCUUUUGAAAUUCAUGAGUGAAUUCAAAAAACCAACUGUUAUGGAUUUUGAAGCGAAAUUUCAGGAAUAUAAAGAAAUAGAUUCUAAAAUAAAUUGUAUACCCAAUACUUACAUAGUUGGCUCAAUUGAAGUUCAUACAAAAUCACUGCGUUCAGUAUUGAAAAAUCUGCUGUUGGAGCAUGAAAAGGCCUUUGUACAAAAAUGCACAGAAUUGUUUGUCGAGAAAUUGAAACGCAUUGUUUCUACAUUUGAGAAAUAUGAAAAUACACUUAAACGAAGCACUUCGGAUUGGAAUGAAAUGCCAAAGUGGAUGGAUAUUUUGCAGGAAUUCUCAAAUUCAGAGGUUUCAUUUGACAUGGAUAUCACCAGAGCUGAAGUGAGAUAA